UUCUCUAGAAAGCGCGUGAAAGGAAAUAAUCGUAAGACUUUAGAAUGUUGUUCGACUAUGUGAUCUUCAGCCGUGCAUUCUUUGUUGCAAAGAGCGCGUACUUUAGAAAAUAGUGCACCCGUCUAACUGGAUCGUGUAUCUGUCUGUCUGUGGCGUUUUACCCUUGAUUCGGUUUUGCGUCACCUGUCGCGCCCACCUGCGGUGCCCGGGUCGGUAAUCAGACGGGAUCAGUUGAUCAGUGGGGUGCGAGCACUCGCGUGCUCCUGUCGUGCCAUUUAGUGUUGCCAGCGCGUGUAUCCUCUGUUUCUGUCUCUACGCUAAUCUGGACGCGUGUGUUUGUGAGGUGUGCAGGGUAACUACGGUGGACAUUGUGCUUCAGUGUACGAAAUGUACGCGCUGGUGGCUGGGGCGGCUGGAGCACUAUUGCUCCAAGCCAGCCCGUGCGCUGCCAAUGCGCCAACCGACAUUCGCAUGGAUGAGAAAGCGCGGACCAUACACCGAAUUGACUCGAUUAACAUACUCGUCUAUACGGUCCUACUCAUUUUGACCGUGUGUUUGAUCUGGGCGUUCAAACGGCGGAGGGCACGAUUCCUGCACGAAACUGGACUGGCCGUUAUAUUCGGUUUAAUGGUAGGAGCCAUUAUCCGCUAUGCCAGUGAUGAAAAGGAAACUAGUCACCUGUUAGUGAUGCCUGUCGGGAACGAUAGUAAUCAGUCAAUGCCGAGCUCCCCUCCGGACAAUGUUUUUAUUCAGCUAGAGGUCCAAAGACCGCCCGACGCUAGCAAGGAGAAUCGCUCGUACGCCUAUUACGCAUAUACUUUCCGAGGAGAGCUUACCGACGUAAUGACGAAAAAAUUAGACCAGAAAGCAACGUUCGAUCCGGAAAUCUUUUUCAACAUUAUCCUACCGCCCAUUAUAUUCAAUGCUGGAUACAGCCUAAAACGAAAAUUUUUCUUUCGAAACCUUGGAACAAUAAUGACUUACGCAUUUUUUGGUACAACGAUAUCCUGUUUCGUGGUCGGAUGCGUACUAUACGUGUUCACGUUGAUGCUCUCUCAUCUGGAAUUCACAUUCAACCAUUGCCUCUACUUUGGGGCGAUCAUCUCGGCCACUGACCCAGUUACUGUUCUUGCAAUUUUCCACGAUCUACACGUUGAUGUCAACCUUUACGCCCUGGUAUUCGGCGAAAGUAUACUCAAUGAUGCUGUGGCCAUUGGGCUGGUCGUCGCAAUCACUAACUACGAAGCUGUGAGUAGCAAGGCUACAGGUGAAUUCGAGCUAGCUGCAGCUAUUAGAGCGUUCGGCUCAUUUUUCUACAUUUUCGCCUUUUCGUUUCUCAUCGGAAGCUGUACGGGCUGCGUGACUGCCCUCAUCACGAAAUUCACAAAGCUGUGCGACUUCCCAUUACUAGAAAGUUGCCUCUUCCUGCUGAUGUCGUAUUCGUCAUUUCUGGUAGCGGAAGCGCUUGACCUGACAGGUAUCGUAGCCGUCCUCUUCUGCGGGAUCUGUCAAGCUCACUAUACAUACAAUAAUUUGUCGCCAGAAAGUCGACAACGAACGAAACAGCUGUUCGAGCUAAUGAACUUUGUAGCGGAAAACUUUAUUUUCUCAUACAUCGGCGUCAGUAUGUUUACUUAUAAAAAGCAUCAUUGGGAUUUGUUCUUCAUUGUCGCUGCCUUCAUUUCGAUUGCGGCUGGCCGAGCCCUAUUCGUCUAUCCGUUGACGUUCCUUCUAAAUCUUGGCCGGACCAACAAGAUUCCGAUGGCGUUUCAGCACGUGCUCUUCUUUUCGGGUCUUCGAGGAGCGAUGGCUUUUGCUCUCGCGAUCCGAAAUACGCUGGGUCUUCAGCGUCACGUCAUGCUGACAACGACAUCGUUUAUUGUGAUCGUUUCUGUCGUCGUAUGCGGCGGUUCAACUUCAACGUUGCUGCGUUGGUUAAACAUUCCAGUGGGCUCUGAGGAUCACGAUCAGGAGCUGCUUAAUAUAACGGCAGCAGCAGCUGCCGCCCACGCCGCACAAGCUCAGCAGGGCGGUGCCUCUAAUCGGCCAGGUGAUCCUCGAAGCCCUACCAGCGGCGAACCUUUGAAGAGUCCGCCGUACGAAAAGGCGUGGCUUGUACGCAAAUGGUAUAACUUUGAUGUCAGGUUCAUGAAGCCAUUCCUGACACAUAGUCGUCCAACGCUCAUUGAGACUCUGCCGUCAUGUUGUCUGCCCGUAGCCCAUCUCUUAACCUCUACAGAGCAGCUCACACAGAACUGGCGUUCUGUUCAACCGUGUAUCUUUUCGGACGACAAUUGCCGACACACUCGUGAUGACGAUUCCGACACGGACCUCUGCCUCGACGAAAGUGACUUCAAUUUUGAGCGAAGCAACAGUCUAACACAGGCGUCCCAGGCACUCGCUAACCACGUAUACUACAUCGAAAAAUAAAUGAAGUACGAAAACAAAGCGGAAUAGGAUAUACAGUACUUUGAACGUUAAGCGUAAUCCAAGAAAAUUCGGAUCGGACGGUGGUUGUCAAAAGCAUGUAGAACAUAGCUGCUGACAGAUUUAUGGGUCGCGUAGAAGGGAAAAACAUUUGAACACCGUGGGAGAAGGGGCUAUAGUCCCAGUUUCUGUUCACUGUUAUAACAUAUUUGUCCUUCUUUUGCUUGUCCACGAUAAGACGCCAUAACGCUUAUUGAGAUACUAAUACUCAUCUAAUAGCAUUAGAUUUAGUAAGCAUUAGAAGAAUAUUUAAUAUAAUUAUUUGAUGACAAACGCACGUUAGCCAAUCUUUAAACUGCUGUAGAAAUAAGCUUCGAUCCAGUGAAAUAAAAUAGGUCUGUUACUCGCUUGGCCUCUAAUUUGGCCUGAGAAAACUUAAGACAGAAACAUUUCCGUAUGAGGUAUUGAUUUUUUAUUUCCUCUCAUAUCCUUACGUUAAAGAUGAAACAAGAGUUUAUUAGUAAAGUUGUGGUAUCUCGUUGUAGAAUUUUGCUGUGGGUCAAAUAGCUGAUCUGUGUCAAAUGGGGCCUCUUUUAUAGUUGGGUUACCGCACAGAACCCCCGGAGCGGCGCAACUUCAUCACGAUUGUGUUGAUGUGAUGGUAAUUAAGACAGACAAACACAGGUACAUUUGGAGAAGCAUGAAAAUUCGAGCUUUCACAUGGUGUUUAAUUUUCUAACCUUUCACCCAUAGCAAACAUACUACUGAACUUUUCAGUUGUCUUCUAAAUUUGUUCGGCUUAACAUGUUACCACACAGUAAUUUCGAAGAGCCCAAAUAUUGCAGUAACACUAACGGUUAUAGUUUGCCGUUUGUUUACGACGCCUACCAUCCCUGGCGUAAGUCGAAGAGCUGCUCGAUCAUCUGUGGUUUUCUGUAUAUACUAAUAUAAAUAUAGUCAUUAUUACAGUAUAUAUACUAAACGACUACGUUUGGCCUGGGACAUGGGAAUGUACAUGUGUAGUGCACACAACUUUCAAUACCAGCUAUACAAUUGUUCUACUGAAAAAAAAACAAAAAAAAAAAAGACAACGAUAGGUAUCGAAAGAGCUCAGGAGAAAAGUCAAUAUGGCGUUCAGUCAGAAAAGGCUCGGACUUGUGAUCAAUCUAAGCUUUAACCUUAAGUCCAUAUGUUAAGCUAUCGCCUUGGCGUCCGACGAGUUAUGUCCGCCUUCAGAGAGGUGUCGCAAACUACCUUUGAAGGUUCUAAUUUGAUGAAGCAAUAUUUACUAUAAUAGUAACGCAUGAACUGCUAUGCGUCCGAAGUUAUAGUUAAUUUAUCGAUCUGAUCGAUAUGAAAGGUUUUACAUGAUAAACCGCAGGAGUAGGAACAGGUUAAAUCGGUCUGAAUGGUGCGUGUAUCAAAAUUGCGAAAUAGUUAUUAAAAAAAAAAAAGGGUGUUGAUAGCAUUUUUAUCGGUGCGCAGCUGGACCAUCAGAGGGAUUGAGGCCGCAUGAUUCCAAGGAGUGAUAAAGCGAAAUAGACAGAGCUGGUUGAGAUGUAUGAGUGCGUGAGUCUCCGUGCAGGUGGAAAAAAAAAGAAAUGAUCAGUUGAAAGAAUCUCUCUCAAACACCCUCUUUACAGAAGUGUUAAAGGUGGUGCUCAAUCGUCGGCCGCCAUAGCGACAAACAGAAGCGAAUUAUAAAGUGUCGUAAAGAAUCAAUGGCUCUCAGCUGCGUGCGGCUUAGUAGAGUAUCAGAGCUGUUGAAUCAUAAUAAACUAGUAGGAAAAGUGUGGAAAUAUGUACGCUUCUGUCAGAGAAGGCACUCCAACGACCGGAGAUAAUGCGGAUUACAGAAGCACAUUACAAUUAAGAAUACAUACUAUUGACACGCACACAAAUUAAUCACUAUACAAGAACUAAACGAUGUUAGCACGUAUAAGCCCAUACUGCAAACCCCUAAUUGAAGUCAUUUUGUCGAGAACCAGCGAAAACACAAACCAUAUUACCCUGCACUAAUGAGAUACGUGAUAGCAGGUAACUUCAUUGCAAGAUAUUGAAAAAGUUUACGUUCAAGAAAAUAUAUACUCCCUGGGUGGAACUACCGAAGUUAUUUAACUAUUGUAUGUCUCGACAAACUUGGAAGUGUCGGUUGAACGACCCUGCAUUGAUCAGUUGUCUCGAGGAUAACCAUGAACAGAAUAGAUAAGAGCUCACCAAUUCUGCUUGCAUAUCCCUGGGCACCGAGCAUCUAUCCCUGUUGUUUGUCUUUGCGUGCCCUACUUACUAUGCUGGACCCGAGUCGCACAGGCGCCUAAGGCCCACGAGCAGAAAUCGUUUCAUAGGGUAAAUUAUAGAAAAGUCUAACUAGUCGUGGGUAGAUUGUGACUAAAAAAAAAAAUAUUCUAAGCCAUCAAGAACGCUACUAAAAAUACAACAGUGCGAAAAAGAAGGUGUGUCAAGGAUCACGAAAAUACCGUCCUGUGUUAGCCGCCACCUCAACUCAAAAUACGGACGAAUAUUUUUGUUUCAAAAGUUUGAAAAGACUGCGACUUGCAACCUCUCUUGUCAUAUUAUAUGUAUUUUUUUAAGCGAACUAAAAAAGGACAACAGAUAGAGGAACUAUCAGGAAAAUUCUCUAUUGAUUGACGAAAUGCAUGGUCCACUCGAACUAAUCGGCACUGCGUCAACUUCUCGCUUUUUGCUUUAUGUAGUAAGAAAGUUUGGCGAGCUGAUACCAACAAUUUUACUAGUUGACAGCGUAAUGAACUGUUAUGCAAUUAAAUAAAACGGAGUCAAAAAUAAUAUGCCAUUCAUAAAGUACAUUAUGUGGAUCAAGCACGUCGGCAAGCACACAUGUACCUAGAGGCUUUGAAUUGGGCAAGCUUGCAACCCUCUCCAAAAAGUUAUAGGUAGGCGGCGGAGAGUGAGCAGUUAUAGGCGAUUAAGAGGCCAACGGGAUGAAGUAAGGAAGACGAUGCAGAAUUUAUAAAAAAGCGUAGACACUGCUUCUUGUUGUGGCAAAUACGCGAACCUCGUAACACGCGGAUUCAUUGAUGCAUAGUGAUGCAGCUGUCCAAGACGCGAGUUGAUCACAGUUUAUAAAAGCAUGAAAAUUAAACUUUAUUGAGGCCUGUAGAAGAGUAAUCGUGGAAUCGAUGGGGAAAUUAGGAACGGUGGAACGUAACGAGUGACCUAGGCUGAAGUUCACUGAAGCCACUGUGCGUAUGUUAUGUGAAUGUUUUUUAGUAUUAAUCUGUGACGACUACAGAAAUGGUCGAAGUCCACACAACACGAGAAUAAGGUUAGCGGCACAGAGCAUAAAGCAUGUAUCAUCGUAUGCGGGCUAUUUUUAUAUAAAAUUUAGCAAAAAACGCAGGUCAAAGAACGGGCAAUGGGAAAAGACUGUCGUACGCGAAAGUGACACCGAAGGAAGGUUACUAGAGGAAAUGGCCACAAGAGUGAUUAUAUAUAUAUAUAUAUAUAUAUCCUAAUGUUACUAUUACCAUGUCGGUAGUAAUGGCAACUACGGUACACCAUAUGAUAGCAGCAAUAUAUCAUUAGACAGUGAAAUGCCCAACUAAUUUGCCCAUGUUUACCGUGAACAGAAAUGCCCUUACAUAUAUGUUUAAUAGUUGCAAAAUGAUUACAGCCCGAGUGUUGAAAAAGUAAGUGGUGAAAAUAUUGUUGUUAUUGAUGUUGCAUAUCGUAAUAAUCAAGCACGUUUAGCACCAUACGGAAGUUGAGGUAAUUCGAAAAUUCGCGCUGUACGUAGACAACUGUGUGACAACACAACAAGGUAACGACAGCCUCGUACAGAAAAUCAGUGAUGACGAUAGUGGUGAAGAAGAUACUGAAGAAACAUUACUAACUUGAUUAUUAUUACCAUUGAUGAUACGACAUAGGAAAAAGGCAAGACGAAUAUGUAAUGAUUGCUUUGCCGGGCUGGCGUCUAGGUCGGGACUGAAUUAGUAGCACCUGCUGUGGCUGAAAUAAAUGGAUUAUAUACAAGGAAAUUAUAUAAACAUCUAUAUAUAUAUAAGUAUA
Molecule: messenger RNA, 6474 nt
Organism: Varroa destructor (honeybee mite)
Lineage: Eukaryota; Metazoa; Arthropoda; Arachnida; Mesostigmata; Varroidae
Gene: Nhe3
Product: Na[+]/H[+] hydrogen exchanger 3
Biological process (GO): sodium ion import across plasma membrane; proton transmembrane transport; potassium ion transmembrane transport
Cellular component (GO): recycling endosome; plasma membrane
Molecular function (GO): potassium:proton antiporter activity; sodium:proton antiporter activity
Source: RefSeq, a predicted model, not a curated record